UAUUUAAGAGGAGCUAGUAAGAGUCUUGAAUAUAUUCUCUCUGACUCCAGAAGUGAGCACUGAAGAUCGACUCUGACAAUGGAGACACGCAGGACCCUCAUGAGGAGUUUGGCUGUUGCGCUGGUCAUUGCAUCUGUGAUCUGGACUACAACAGCUGAAGAACAAAAAGUGAAAGAAUCAUGCUGCACUAAAGUCUCCACAGCCAAGCUGACCGAUCCCAUCCUCAAUAUCAGGCUGCAACGUAGAAGUCUUCCAUGUGUGAAGGCCGUCAUCUUUGAGACGGAGCGGGGAUAUUUCUGCAGUGAUCCUAAACAAGAAUGGGUGAAGGAGAAAGUUAAGCAGUUUUUCAGACCUCAAACAAACAAACCCCUGACUUCCACAGCAGCCCCAACAUCAUCUAUUAGUGACCAAACUCAUGUGGGAGGAGCUACACAAGAAAUUGACAGCUCAUCAGUCACCAAUGUCUUAGAUUUAAAAUAAUAAUGUAGUAAAGUAUUUAGACCUUACAACAAGCAAUAAAGUUGAAGAGAUUUUGCUGUAGUAUUUUGGAACUUUUUUUGUCAAUUAUGCACAUUUAAAUUGAGUAUUUAUGACAAUUUGACAGUGACGGCUCUUAAUCUAUUCAGAAACUGAAUUACAGUGAAACUUUUUUGUAACAAUUGUGGUUUAAAUAUUAUAUUUUAUGUUUCACAUUGAAAUAUAUUUCACUCAACAUACAAGCAAUGGACUUGUGUCAUUAACUUGUGUCAAAAAGGCUGACGCAAGUCUGAGUGAAUUUUAGACUGAUUUA
This is a messenger RNA of Carassius auratus (goldfish), 790 nucleotides long. RefSeq names its product eotaxin-like. Gene Ontology annotation, biological process: immune response. The transcript is spliced from 4 exons. The record is from RefSeq and is a predicted model, not a curated record. Gene Ontology annotation, molecular function: chemokine activity. Bases 79 to 480 code for a protein of 133 amino acids. Gene Ontology annotation, cellular component: extracellular region. NCBI's taxonomy places the organism in Eukaryota, Metazoa, Chordata, Actinopteri, Cypriniformes, Cyprinidae.